ACCUACUACCUGGUCCUAGGUCACCAUGCACUGAUCCGCAUCUCUCUUUUAUCAUCACCUUGAAAUACAGGUCUGCAGUCUGCCUUCUCCGGCCUCAAUGGUUCUAGGGCGCUGUAGAUAAAGUCUGUUAGCAUAACAAGGCACAACCGGGGGCACGACAAGCUAAAGUGCAUUGCAGGGUGGUGGAUCGCUUGAGUAUAGCAGCUCUGUAGAUGAAGUUGGCACGUUGCCCUGAAUGCUCUCGUACCAUUGCACCUCCAGACAUUUCUAGACUUAGACUUAUGCAGCACAAGGCAGCGUGGACGCAUCAGUGGCACCUGGAUUCCCCGACAGUGCUUUUCCAUGCAAUCUCUGCCGCCAGUAGUUGGUGACAAUCCCCAAGUGAUGGGGUUGCUCAUCCCGCAAGGUCACAAACUACAACGUUAAGCCACGCGGCUAGUCAUUCUUCAAAGCUGUCUGAAAUGUUGGCCCACAAGUUUCGUGAGGCGGUUGAGUCGGAGGAUGUCCCCAGCCGACGGGAACUGCGGCUGCAGAACGUUCCCUGCAUAGAUCCACCAGCAGUGGGCCUCAACACUUUCCCAGAGGCUCGGGCCAGGAAACGUGUGCGGGCUAAUGGUUCUGAGGGCCUUCCGGGGCGAAGGCUUCGCAAGCUCAGUGACAUGUUUGAAGAGCCCACAACCUCGGGAAGGCCGACUGAGAGGAAGGAUCAUGCAGAUCUAGGGAGCGCCCAAGGGGCCCAUGUUGUCGUCUUUUGCAAGCUGGAGGACGGAGCAAGCGUUGCGGACCGCCAGCAGAAAGCUGGGUGCCCCGCCGGGGAGGGGAGUCAGGAGGGGAGUCAGUGCAGCAGACGCGCAGGUAGUGGCUGGCAGUGCCCUUUUCUUGCGCAACCCUACAGAGCGAUGUGCCUCAAGCACAGCCAGCAGAAGCGGUUGGGUGUCAAGAAGGGCGGCAAAGGGGCUUCUUUAGCGCGGACAAACUGCGGGACCAAUAGUUGCUCGGUUGAAGGACGGCCGGCAGUGGGAAAAGAGAGUACGAACGGCAACAAGCAGGUCACAGGAAUGGACUCUCGGAGGCAGCAGGGCCGUCCUAGGAGGCGCAAGUUUGGCAGUCAAACGAGGGAGCGUUUGAGCAAACGACCCGUAAAGCGUGUUGAGGUCCCAAUGCAAUUGGUGGAAGGGGGCCCGGGAGUGGUGGUUCAAUUAGGCAAAGCUCGAGAGGAAGGAGUAGGAGCUGAGGACUGGGGCACGCAAGUCAUUGAUGUGGAGGCCUUGGAAGAAGUCUCGGCCGUCAGCUGCAAGGUUGGAAGAAUUGGGGGACAGCAGUUGGGGGCUGCAGGACAGUGCGUGGAGGUGCGGAAAAGUGCAAGGCUGGCAAAGCGUGCGAGACCAACUGCCCGAAAGCUUCUCGGAAUCGCAGCUCGGAACGGCGACAGAGAUCGCUGUGUUAAGAGACGAAAGGUCUCUGGAGUCAAGAUUGAGCCAGCUUUGCCACAACCAGCAUCAAGCGUUUGCAAGUUGCAAUACGGUGCUGAGGUCGUCUGCAUUUCCGACAGCUCAUCCGACUGCCUCCCGCUUCCUACAAUUAGCUGCGUCGUUGGCGAGUGGAGCGCAGCGGAGCUAGAGAGGAGUAGAUUGGACGGCGCCACGUGGAAGCGCAUGCGGCUGCACGGCAGCACUUUCUAUGCUAAUUUGCUGGAAGCAGUUGGUGGUGCGGCCGCGUUUCAGGAGUGUGAGUGGGGUGGCAUUUUGAAGCACCGCGGGACUGGCAACAAGGGGGAGGCCUUGUUAGGGAUUGUGCCAUCGCGCGUCGGCCGAGGCUCACAUGACCACGUGCAGGUUGCAGAGGACCCCUUCUCGUGGCACUCGCACGCCAUUUUGGCCGACUCGUGGCCCAAUCUGCCCUCCACUGCGGACCUGCUGGGGGUCGCCCGAGAAUCCAACCUCCGCCCGGGGGGCCGGGGCCACGUGCACCUCGUGGUCACGCCGAUCGGGACCUGGGUGCUGCAGGCGACGGAGGAGCUCGUACGGUCGCUGUACGACGGCAGCACGCGGAACGAGGCGGAGGCCGUUCUGGAAUUGCGGCUGCAGCAGAUCUUCGACGCCCACAAGUGCUCGGUUGGCUACCUCCCGGGCGUCGUCCCCGUAGACGCACCCGACUUCUGGAUGGACGGGCAUGAGGCCGCCAUCCGGGACGCUCUCACCAAGGGCGACGUCGAGGCGCAGGUGAGGGCGUACGCGAAACAACUAGAGAAGGACGCGGACUUUGUGGUGGGCUUCGUUGGCCAUGGAGCAGCCGACGCGUGCUUCCCCCUCUGCUGCAAGCCGGCGAGCCAAAGGGCUCUACGGGAGAAGCCAUUACUUGGGAAAGUGGCUGCCCUCCUUUGAGAAGGCACCCUGGGGAAUAAAUGGCAGCUACAGGGGUAGGGUGCGGUACGCUGAACUGACCGUGCGUGCUGAUCUGGAACUCUCUGAAUUGAAUCUCCUUGCAGCAUUGCAGAAGCAGAUACAUGGCCCACAGGAACUGCCGCGCCUGUUUUUGUCUUGCUGGGAUCAACUUUAUCUUGCGCUAGUCAGCUCAGCUGGCUUGAAUUGUGUAUAUUCUGAAAACGUU
This is a messenger RNA of Klebsormidium nitens, 2610 nucleotides long. Lineage: Eukaryota; Viridiplantae; Streptophyta; Klebsormidiophyceae; Klebsormidiales; Klebsormidiaceae. The record is from the annotation of a GenBank genome assembly.